Phaedon cochleariae (mustard beetle) is the source of this 3792-nucleotide messenger RNA. NCBI's taxonomy places the organism in Eukaryota, Metazoa, Arthropoda, Insecta, Coleoptera, Chrysomelidae. The record is from the annotation of a GenBank genome assembly.
AUAAAGUAUAAAUUAUCUGAAUUUCUGACAGUCGUGAUCGAAGAAUGCAUUAAGUAUCUUUUGAAUGGAUUGUAUAUACGCGAAUAUUCAAACUUUUUUAUUUGUUAAGGUAAUUUUUGUUGAAUAACUUUUUGAUGAAUGGUAAAUAAUAGAAUUAUUACUCUGCAUAUAUUUUUUCAAUGAAGUAUAUCCAGAUAACUGAUCUCUAAUUUACCUACUCCUAUAUUCAAACGAAGAGAAUCAAUAAAUUCACAUUCGAUAUUGAACAUUAGCUAGAUAUUUCAAAUUCUUCAUUACUCUGCAUAUAUUUCUUCAAUUAAGUAUCUAGAACUUAUAUCUAAUUUACUUAUAUUUCCAAACGAAGAGAAUUAGUAAAUUCACAUUCGAUAUUGAACAUUAGCUAGAUAUUUCAAAUUCUUGCACCACUUGCCCCCAACACUAUGAGGCAGAGAGGAAGAUCUUAUUAUAAGUCAAAAGGACUAUCCGGAUGCGAAGAAACAUGAUAUUGUGGAAAUCUACCACCCAUGGCCUGAGGAAGAUAACCAAAAAAUCAAGAAUAAACCAGAACUAGAAGAAGAGUUCCCAAGACUUCUGCUCCAAAUUAAAGCUUUCACCGAUGAUUUGUUACAAGCUAGGGAAACCAUCAGCAUCGAACAAAGCAUUGCAUCAGCAUUUGGCUUACAGACAUAUAAGAAUGUAACAAUUCGUAUUGUUAACCCAUCAGAUGUAGCUUUAGAUUCCAUAGAGCUUACCUUUAAAGACCAGUAUAUGGGUAGGUCAGAGAUGUGGCGACUCAAAAACAGUUUGGUCAAUACCUGCGUUUACAUGAACAAAAAAAUCGAAUUUUGUUGUGCAGCAGUCAGGUGCCAAGUAUAUGAAAUGUGGGCCCAAGGAGAUAGAGUGGCUUGUGGAGUGAUAACUGAGGACACCAAAGUUGUUUUCCGAUCAUCAACGUCUAUGGUGUAUCUGUUUUUACAGAUGUCAUCAGAAAUGUGGGACUUCGAUAUUUACGGUGAUUUAUAUUUUGAAAAAGCUGUGAACGGUUUCCUUGCUGAUCUUUUUAUGAAAUGGAAAAAAAAUGGUAGUAACCAUGAAGUGACGAUAGUUCUUUUUUCGAGAACUUUCUAUGAAGCUAACAACUUGGAAGAAUUUCCACAUCACAUGAGAGAGUGCCUACAAAAAGAUUAUAGAGGAAGAUAUUAUGAAGAUUUUUAUAGAGUUGCAAUUCAAAAUGAGCGAUAUGAUGACUGGAGUGUGGUAUUAGUUCAAUUGAGAAGAAUUUUCCAAAGUUAUUUGAAAAUUGUGUUGGAAUAUCAUUCCAGGCCUGGAUUGAUUAUACCUAUUGCUAGUAACAGUACUGCAGCUCAAGGAAACUUCUUAGAAGUUUUGAAUAUGUCUUUGAAUGUUUUCGAGAAACAUUAUCUGGAUCGCAAUUUUGAUCGCACAGGACAAUUGAGUGUUGUAGUUACUCCCGGAGUAGGAGUAUUUGAGGUCGACCGUGAGUUGACAAAUAUUACCAAACAGCGAAUAAUAGAUAAUGGUGUUGGUAGCGACUUGGUGUGUGUUGGUGAACAACCGUUACAUGCUGUUCCAUUACUGAAGUUUCAUAAUAAAGAUACUCACCUCAACGUGCCUGAUGAUUAUUCCAUGCCACAUUGGAUCAAUUUAUCUUUUUACUCGACAAACAAAAAAAUUGCAUAUUCUACUUUCAUCCCAAGAAUAAAGUUGCCUCCACCCUUGUCCGAUGAAGAGGUUCGAAAGGAUUCUCCCAAAACUAAACUCCUUCAGGAAGAUGACUGUAUUCACAAUACCUUCUUUGAUUAUGAUGCUUAUGAUGCGAACAUCUUCCAAACACCAUCUGCUCAUCAUACUACAGAAACCAGUACCAUUCAUAAUAAGAUGCCACCACGUUAUAAAAGGAGUUCAGGCAGUAUAUUGGAUUCCCAGGAUUUUAGUAAAGGUCAGAGAAGGAAAUUGUCUGAUCCAGAUAUAAGUCUCCGAACUAAUUUGAAUGCUCGAUCUGACCCUAUUGCAAUUCCCCCAACAACAUCUUUCAGUCCCGUAACAUCACCACAUCCUGAAGAAAGGGAACUAUCACCUCCGGCAAGAAUGGUGGUAGGCUCUGAGGGCUCGCCUCCCUUUGAAUCAAGAGCACUUAUAAACCCCUUCGAUCCCUCGCACGUUACAAUCAAAUUGACAUCAAAUCGCAGGCGAUGGACGCACAUAUUUCCAAAAGGACCUACUGGAGUAUUGAUUCAACAACAUCAUUAUCAAGCCGUUCCUGCUAAGUCCGAUAGAAAUGAUGCGGACAAAGAUUGUUCUGAACAGAUUACUUCACCUGUUUGUAAAUCUGUUGGUGCCCUAGCGGCACUGCAAGAAUAUUGCAAAAAACGUCCCAACUCUCACAAUACUGGUCAGCAUCUAAAUGGGCCACCAAAAAAUACAACAAAGCGCUUAACUCUGCUCUGGGGUGCUACAGGUGAACAAGAAUGGACUCCUGCUCUAACUACAGGAGUGGAUUGGAAAUCACUAACGAUUCCUGCUUGCCUCCCUAUUACAACAGACUAUUUUCCUGAUAGACGAGCCCUAAAUAUCGAUUACGUGGUGUCCUUAUACAGUCUACUGCCUGAUAGUGUCAAUGCUGACUUUGCCCAACAACGAUCGACCAAUAAAAGACCCCUGACAACUGCAGAAGUAUUCAGAGAAUUAAUAUCACAACGUCUUUCACAAGGAUUUCAAUUGAUUUUGAUGGCUGAUAAUAAUAUCGAUUUGAACAAUCCAAAUCCCAAGAUGAGAGGAAGCAUGAUGAGGAAAAGUCCUACUGAAAAUGUGGAGAGCUAUUUCUUAUCUAUUGGCAGGUUGUUCCACAAAAUUUCAUUGGCUGGAAAUACGAUAUCUGUUACUAGAUAUAGACCAAGACAUCCCUAUCCUGGAUUCAACUAUCAAUAUCGCUAUAGAUUCCAUGCUCCUUGGCAUGACACCUACGAAGAAUCAUAUGCCACUUUCACUACUGAAAAAUUGGAACACUACAAUUGGAAUUAUCUGGAUCAUUAUGUUUGUACAGGAGGAACAACUGAGUUCGAUCUGGUCGAUGCUUUGAAAUAUUGGAGGUUCCGGGUAUAUUUGCUACCCUUGAAUAAUUCAGCUACAAAGAAAAUAGUUGAAGGGUCUGACCAUUGCGAUAUCUAUCAGAUCCAGACAAGUAUUGAACAUCAACAAAUGGUAGAUGGUUUGAUUAAAUUCAUAGAAACUGCAGUGAAUAAAAUAAAAAGAUCUACUAUACCAAAGAAACCUAGGAUGUCACUGAGCAUAUUAAGUUUACCACCACUGACGCAGCCUAGACGUAACAGUAUGAGCAAUUUUCAUCAGAGUACUACUUCUCGCUCGAGUGAUCGGUAUGUUGCACCUUCACUUAGGUCUGGUUCCAAAGUAAUGGAUAGAAGCAAGUUAUCUCAAGGCAUCCAAGAUACGUCAGUAGAUAUAAAAGAAGGAUUUGAAACCACUGUGGAUGAGAGCCCAAUCGUUCCCAUAUUCAUUAGAGCUAAUGCCAGCUCAAAUGAAAUAAUUGAAGCCAUGAAACAUCCUUCUGGGGGAUUCCAAUUCGUAGUCCUUAAUCAGAACUUUCCGAAUACCACUUUCAUUACUGCAGAAGCUGUGCAUUGGUUAAUGGUACAUAUGGAAUGUGUCACUACCAUUGAGAAGGGGGUACAGAGAGUUGUUCCAUUCGUCAGCAAACUGGGAGCGGCUGACGAUACCUGGUGGGCCAAAGAAGAAUUGCCUUGUUCCUGCUGA